AUGAAGCAUGCCAAGGGGUUGAGCCGAUUAGCUGAAUUCCGAGGACUUGAUUGUUACCGAAACGAAUUUGACAGCAUCCUACUCAAGGCUUCCCGUGGAAUUAUUAUCAUGAAUUCCAUAUUCUCCGGUCAAGAAUGCUUCCUAGCAUCAGAGAGAUGGCAUCUUGCGAUGAAGGAGCACAGUGACACAUUCUUGCCAGCAGGUCUGGGAAAUCUGAUCGAAGAGUUUAUUGCGUAUUUCACAUUCGCCCCAAGUCUUAUACAUAGACUCUAUGCUCUCAAACAGGCGGACCCAGCAAGUCCAGAGACGUGGACACAGAUGUGGGAAACUCUCACGCGCACUCUCGAAAUGCAACACAAGUUGGAUGCGUGGUAUGACAGAUAUUCAUGUAUCGCACCUCCCCCAAGGGAAACCAUCUCGCCUUCCGGAGAUAAACUGCACCCCAUGGUUCUCUCAUAUUCAGACCCAACCAAUGCGUCGGUAUUCUGCGGUUAUUACUCUUACAUGGUGAUCAUACACGAGAUCUUCAAAGCUUGCGGCUACCCCGGCGAGCAUGAGGCCAUGACGGUGUACUUCCGGGACCAGAUCUGCAAGUCUGUCGAAUACAAUGGCAGAGGUCUCCUUGGACCGUACCAGAUGGCAUUCCCUUUGCGGGUAGCAUUUGAAGUCGCGGGACCUGUGGUCAAAUCAUGGAUCAAGGGUUGGCUUAUACAAUUUUCGAAUGUUUAUCCAGCUUUACAACCGCAGCGGCUUGAACGAUCUCUUCCUGACUAA
Molecule: messenger RNA, 774 nt
Organism: Aspergillus chevalieri
Lineage: Eukaryota; Fungi; Ascomycota; Eurotiomycetes; Eurotiales; Aspergillaceae
Exons: 2
Coding region: 1-774 (257 amino acids)
Source: RefSeq, a predicted model, not a curated record